Molecule: messenger RNA, 579 nt
Organism: Heterostelium album PN500
Lineage: Eukaryota; Evosea; Eumycetozoa; Acytosteliales; Acytosteliaceae
Exons: 3
Coding region: 1-579 (192 amino acids)
Source: RefSeq, a predicted model, not a curated record
AUGUCAAAAAAAGUUACAUUCAUUAGAAAUUUAGUUAGAGUUCAACCAGAACCAUGGUUUGUUACAAAGCGUGGUGGUUUACAAGAGGUUUUUAAAGUACAUCCAGAGGAGGCUGAUCAAGAAAUGGGUGAGAAUGAUAAUGAAAACGACGAUGAAGUCGAAGUCGACGAUCAAGAGGAGGUCGAAGAGGAUGAAGAUGAAGAUGAAGAUAACCCAAAUCAACUCGAAGCAGAACAAGACGACGAUUUCGAUGAAGAUCUCUACGAAGACAAAGUGGCAUACGACGAAUCACAUCAAAACGAAAAAAUGCAGCUCGACAGACACAUGAAGCAGUCUCGUCAACUGUUCUUGCGUAAACGUUGGGUACAAAGAAUUAAAUGGGGUCAAUUUUUAACAUAUACAGUAGAUAACUAUGAAACACUUAGAGAAUCCAAUAUCAACCGAAUUUUAGCAAUCAAUCAAGAUCAACCAAAUCAAACAUUUUAUUAUGAUACAAUAAAGUUAUCAUCCAUAGCAAGAGAAGAUGCAAUGGAUCGUUUAGUUAUGUACAAGAUUGAAAGAAAGAAUAAAUGGCUAUAA